This is a messenger RNA of Pelobates cultripes (western spadefoot toad), 408 nucleotides long. Lineage: Eukaryota; Metazoa; Chordata; Amphibia; Anura; Pelobatidae. The record is from the annotation of a GenBank genome assembly.
AUGUCCAAUAUCCAGCUUCCAACCAAUGUCCAAUAUCCAGCUUCCAACCAACUUCCCACAUCCAGCUUCCAACCAACUUCCCACGUCCAGCUUCCAACCAACUUCCAACGUCCAGCUUCCAACCAACUUCUAACGUUCAGCUUCCAACCAAUGUCCAAUAUCCAGCUUCCAACCAAUGUCCAAUAUCCAGCUUCCAACCAAUGUCCAAUAUCCAGCUUCCAACCAAUGUCCAAUAUCCAGCUUCCAACCAAUGUCCAAUAUCCAGCUUCCAACCAACUUCCCACAUCCAGCUUCCAACCAACUUCUAAUGUCCAGCUUCCAACCAACUUCCAACGUCCAGCUUCCAACCAACUUCCAACGUCCAGCUUCCAACCAACUUCCAACGUCCAGCUUCCAACCAACGUCUAA